AUGAAGGUCCUGAUGGUCCACGGAUCCAAGCAGUCCGGAGAGCUAUUCCGUACAAAGUGUCAACCCCUGGAGCGACUCCUCCGAAAGGCAUAUCCGGGCAUUGAACUCCUCUAUCCGACUGCUCCGUUCAGGUUAGAGAAAUCGCCGGAAAAGGUCGUCACCAGCGCCGCCACCAAGCUCCGCGCUGAAUAUGGUGAGUGGACGUGGUGGAAUCAACCUGAUUCCUUUGAUGGGUUGUAUACCGACCUAGAGCUGGGACUGGACGUGCUUGCAUCCGUACUUGAAGCAGAAGGGCCAGUCGAUGGAAUGAUUGGAUUCAGUCAGGGUGGAGCGGCAGCUGUUAUGAUGGCGUCGUUGCUAGAGGGGAGGCAAGAAGCCUUAGACCAAGCUCAGACAGAGGGAGGUAUGGAUUUGGAGACAGUCCGGGAGAAGAUUCGAGGUCAUCCACCGUUGAAAUUUGUCGUCAGUGUGGCUGGCUACAGAGCAGAGCACCCGGCGUAUCGGGCGUUCUAUGAGCCAGCAAUCAAAACUCCGUCAUUACAUGUCCUGGGAAGUUUGGAUUCAGUGGUUGAGGAGGAGACAGCAAUGAAGCUGGUUCAGAGCUGUUCCGGAGUGACUGAACAGAUGAUUAUCUGGCACUCGGGAGGUCAUGUAAUUCCCAGUGGGAAACGCGAGCUAGUUUCCAUUGUUCGGUUUAUCGGAUCGCAUGUUCCCUGA
This is a messenger RNA of Aspergillus thermomutatus, 717 nucleotides long. Its product is annotated as alpha/beta hydrolase. The transcript is spliced from 2 exons. Bases 1 to 717 code for a protein of 238 amino acids. Gene Ontology annotation, cellular component: nucleus; cytoplasm. NCBI's taxonomy places the organism in Eukaryota, Fungi, Ascomycota, Eurotiomycetes, Eurotiales, Aspergillaceae. The record is from RefSeq and is a predicted model, not a curated record.